This is a messenger RNA of Photinus pyralis (common eastern firefly), 729 nucleotides long. RefSeq lists its product as uncharacterized. The coding region runs from base 13 to 696 and encodes 227 amino acids. The transcript has 3 exons. The record is from RefSeq and is a predicted model, not a curated record. Gene Ontology annotation, biological process: regulation of transcription by RNA polymerase II. Gene Ontology annotation, cellular component: transcription regulator complex; nucleus. Lineage: Eukaryota; Metazoa; Arthropoda; Insecta; Coleoptera; Lampyridae.
GCGUUCGGUGCAAUGAUGGUUGUUGACGUCUCGUUACUGUUGGAGUUAAUACAACAAUACCCAUUCCUCUACGAUAAACAACGCAGCGAUUUUAAAGACAUAAAGAAAAAGAACAACGCCUGGAUUCAAAUUGCUGAAACCCUUAACUGUAAUGUGGAAGAAGUGAAAACUCGAUGGCGAACACUCCGGGAGAAGUUUACGAAGGAGAUAAGAAACCAUGACUUAAAUACGAGAAGUGGACAAGGCCAGGAAGACACCGUUGGGAAAUGGGAGUGGUUCGAUAGCAUGGCGUUUUUGAGCGACCACGUCAAGCAGCGAAAAACUACAAACAGCAGCCUGACAAAAGUUAGCAACAACAAUAAUGGUACUGAAGAGGGCACGGACGCAGAAUUAGCGGGCAACAAAGAAGAUGAAAAUGAAGACAGAAGCUUAUUGCCUCCCUGUUCAUCAUUGUCUGGGGAAAACCAUCAAACACCAAGGGCGAGUAUGAAGCGGAAACAGUGCCAGGGAAAGGACUCCGGCAUCGAACUUGAGAUGCUGAAGACUUUGAAAGACCUUGACAAACCACAACAGGACGAUGAAGAUGACAUUUUUUGCAAAGCCGUCGCAUGUGAAUUAAGGAAAGUAAAUGAUACUCAAGAGAAGCAGAAGAGGAAGGCAAAAAUUUAUUUAAUUGCUACAGGCAUUGAAUUGUAAUACAUAGUUUCUUAAUAAUAAUAGUUCAUAAUU